Messenger RNA from Podarcis muralis (Common wall lizard), 1858 nucleotides. The record is from RefSeq and is a predicted model, not a curated record. Lineage: Eukaryota; Metazoa; Chordata; Lepidosauria; Squamata; Lacertidae.
GCGCUAACGUCACUUCGGCCGGAGGAGAAAGUUUCCUCGACGGACGAUGCGGCUAAGCCGUCUCAGGGCAGCCGCUGCGCCUCUGCUGGCGCUGCUGCUGGGUCAAGCCGUGACCCUGAACAUAACGUCUCUGCUUCCCUCGGAGGAUUGCGGGACAAGGCCUCUGAUGGGAGAGAUGACAGUAUGGAAUCGGAUUGUGGGUGGACGUGAUGCUGAGCCAGGGGCAUGGCCAUGGCAAGUUAGUCUUCAGGUUUACCGCUUUGGUACAGGAUAUCACCAUGUAUGUGGUGGAUCCGUGAUUAAUAACUACUCAGUGCUGACAGCAGCACACUGCAUUAAAAAAUGGACGGAUCCAGCAUUUUGGAGGGUUGUAUUUGGCUUGCACCAUCUUUAUAACUAUGAAUCUUCUACCGUAAAGCGCCAUGUCAGAGCUAUCGUGAUGCAUUCUGGUUUCAAGAGAAGCACGUACGAAAAUGAUGUUGCCUUGUUUAAACUAAAAAGGCCUAUCAGCUACAGUGAUUAUAUUCAGCCUAUCUGCUUACCUAACAGCACUACUCAACUAGUGGCAGAUGAAAACCCAUGUUUCAUAAGUGGAUGGGGAAACACAGAGGAGAAGGGUACAGGAAAAUUUAUAUUACAAGAAGCUCAAGUUGACGUUAUUCCACUAUAUAUCUGCAAUAGAUAUGACUGGUAUGCAGGCGUAGUAUCGUGGAAUAUGCUUUGUGCUGGUUCUGAAACUGGACAUGUGGAUAGCUGCCAGGGGGACAGUGGAGGACCUCUGAUGUGUUACUUUCCAGAUUACACCAAGUUUUAUCUGAUAGGAAUCACCAGUUUUGGUAUUGGCUGUGGUCGACCCAAACUUCCUGGAGGGCGCAACAACGGAAUGUCUAGGCGCGCUUUUUUAAUCACAAGAAUACAAAUUAACCUGAAUGCCCUAGGCUCCAAGAACGCAGCCUUUUGGAGGGCUGUCAUCGCCGUGCAUCAUCUUCAUGCACACAACUAUUAUACUCGAAAGCGCCGGGUCAGUACAAUCACGGUCCAUUCUGAUUAUGAUUCAGAAAGCUAUGAAAAUGAUAUUGCCUUGUUUACGCUAAUAAAACAUGUAAAAUAUAAUAAUUAUAUUCAGCCCGUCUGCAUACCUGAAAAUGAUACUAUUGACAUGUACCCAUGUUACAUAGCUGGCUGGGGAAACACAAAGGAGAAAGGUGUUGGCAAAUUAAUAUUACAAGAAGCUCAGGUAGACGUUUUUCCGCUGAGAUUAUGCAAUAGAUAUGACUCGUAUGCAGGGAGAUUAACAGAAAACAUGGUUUGUGCUGGCUCUCUGACUGGACGUGUUGAUAGCUGCCAGGGAGACAGCGGUGGACCUUUGAUGUGUUAUUUUCGAAAUGUUAGCAGGUAUUAUCUGAUAGGAAUCACCAGUUUUGGGCUUGGUUGUGGCCGACCAAGAUAUCCAGGAAUCUAUGCUCGUACAGUUAAUUACAAAAAUUGGAUAGAUGCGCAUUUAAUUGCUAAGACCACCAAUGUGAGCAUUCGAUGGGUUCCAGUCUAUUGGAUUGUUGCAUGGACAGUCUUAUAUAUUCUAUGAAGAGGCAAACUCUCUCUCCAUUGUACUAGAGUGAACUUGGAUUGCAAAAUUGGAAGCAAAAUUCUUCACUUUUAUCAACAAAUUUACCGUAUUCCCCCUUAUAAAUUAAAUAUACGUAUAUAUCAGAUGUUAUUUAAAAUAUAUGUGUUUAAUGGUCUGUAAAUCACAUUAUGAAAUCAUACUCUUCAAAAUAAAACAUGAAAAUUAACAGUUGAAGAAAUAAGAACUGAAUAUGAUCAUUCAGUACACAAUAAAAAUGUUAGAAGAAUUUUC